UAUACUUUGUUAAUCGCCUUUCUGUGGUACGCACUGUGCGUAGUACGUGUUAAAGGAAAGACAAACCCAGCCUUUGGAUUGGCAGCACGUCGCUUGCUUCCAAUACCGCCCGCCGCAUUGCCCCCAGUCGGCGCUGCAAACCUCUGGCUUCGAAGGCGGCAGUGUGCCCUCUGGGCUCGGACUCGUCUGCGGUGUCGACGGCUUGGUUGUCGAUGGCUUUGGGGACCGACUAUGGAUGUGUGGGUGCCGUGUUGUUGGUUGCGGCGUCGUUGGCGCACUCGCUGUAGUGGAAGAUGGCGUCGAUGGAGACGUUCCAGUUGGCGAAGGCUCGUUCGAGCUCGUAGCAUCAAAGACGCAACCUCUUGCGCCCGAGGGCAGUUGCUGACACGUCGCGUCGGCCGGCGCCACGCACGUUCCAGACGUAGCGUAGUAGCUUCGCAGACCGCUGUUACAAUCUUGCGCCGCGACUUCGCCCUUCUUGGGGCAUGCACUGCCUUCAGCACCGCAGAUGGGGCCCUCGACACAAAACGUGGCGUCGCCAACAACGCUGACGUGUGUGCAGACCGUGCGACUGCGGUGGUGUGCCGCCUGUGCACACACCGCUGCUAGGAGGACCGCGAGGACGACCUUCAUGCUGGUUUCGAUGAACAGGCAAAGUGC
Molecule: messenger RNA, 660 nt
Organism: Saprolegnia parasitica CBS 223.65
Lineage: Eukaryota; Oomycota; Saprolegniomycetes; Saprolegniales; Saprolegniaceae
Exons: 1
Source: RefSeq, a predicted model, not a curated record